AUGGCGCAGAGUAAAGCGAUGUUGAACAUGAUCAAAGUAAAACUGGAAUUUAUUACAGAGGAGAAAUCUAGGCUGAUAGCAGACAUUGAUUCAUACGUCAUCAAGCACACAUCUGAAGCCACCGCAGCUUUGGAGAAAGGAUCGUCUGCUGAAGAUGUCAGACAUCUGAGAGACAUCAACUCUAGACUUGACACAGCCCUGCAACUUAUUUUAAAGAUGGGCGAUACGUUUCACAAUGAUGAAAAUGUAGAAACACAGUCUACUGUUCAACCAACUGACCAGUGCACACCAUCCUACAAUUCAUAUUCCAAAAUCUGCGACCAGCGACUUGAGAACUUGGAGAUUACAGCCUCGUUUCAAGACGAGAGCAACCAAAGCAACUCAAAACAAAUAUCGUCAUUAGAGGAAGAAUUUCACGCCCUGGAAAGCGAAAUCCAAAACCUGAAAGCGAAAAACGCGGAACUCGAGAAAGGUCAUGUGACCCGCUUCUCGAAAAUCAUGAACCACAUAUCUGAGUUAGAUGAGAGAACCAAUCAAAUCAAGGAAAGGCAGGAGUCACUUCAUGAACAACAAAAACUCGCCGAGAUAGAUUUCGCCAAUACUUUCGUCUCCAAAUCCGAUUUUACCGAACACACUGAAUGGGUUAAAAAAACAAACCAGACGUUUGAGACGCUGGGUAUGAAAGUGACGUACAACACCGUGGAUCUGAAGGACGUGACAAACACGUGCAAGAACGUAGAGGCUACAACCAAGGAGCUGGCGAGUAAGAUGGCAUUAGCAGACAGGACGAUGCAGAGCUUGAAACAGACCAACAAUGCCGGGGUGACGAGACGCCGAGAGAUGGAGGAAAAACUGACGGCCGUUGUAAAGAAACAGGAAGUUAUGGAGUCUUUUAGAUCCAUGGUGGAGCAGGGAGAUGUUGUUAACAAAAACAUUUACAAACUUAUAGCAUCUAGACUGGAACCACUAAACAAACUGCAGACAAUUUUUAACACAAGCAGACAGUCACCUAGCCGUAUAGAGGUACUGGACAAAAAGGUGAAUGAGCUAAAGGAGAUGUUUGAUGAGCUGAGCACACGGCGAGCAGGUACACCCGAAUCUAGAGGCGCUGGUGUCUUGACGGGGUUCACAGCUUACCUGAAGUCCCCGCAAAGCGUCAAGUCUGAAACUGUUCUGGGCGACUACAAACACAAGCCUACAUUUGGUAGCUACUUCACCGCAUCCAGCGGCGUGUUCACUGCCCCAGUAGACGGGCUCUAUCUGUUUUUCCUCUCCCUAAAGCAAGCCGGCCCAGGGAAAGUUCGGGCCCAUUUGAAAAUUUACCGGGAAGACGACACCGGGACGUUCGUGGUGUGUAAAGCGAUGACCGCCGGGGACGGGUCUUCGACCUGUGGCCUGGGGGUGAGUCACAUGGGGGCAGGGGAUGUGGCGGCGGUUAGAAUAGUGCACGUGGAAGGCGACCCCAAGCUGUCCCCCUACACGAGUUUCUCGGGGUGCCUCAUAGGCCGAGGAACUUGA
Molecule: messenger RNA, 1518 nt
Organism: Physella acuta
Lineage: Eukaryota; Metazoa; Mollusca; Gastropoda; Physidae
Product: cilia- and flagella-associated protein 57-like
Molecular function (GO): protein binding
Source: RefSeq, a predicted model, not a curated record